This is a messenger RNA of Elgaria multicarinata webbii, 1111 nucleotides long. It is a transcript of the gene VIPR1, whose product is annotated as vasoactive intestinal peptide receptor 1. Gene Ontology annotation, cellular component: plasma membrane. The record is from RefSeq and is a predicted model, not a curated record. NCBI's taxonomy places the organism in Eukaryota, Metazoa, Chordata, Lepidosauria, Squamata, Anguidae. The transcript has 9 exons. Gene Ontology annotation, biological process: cell surface receptor signaling pathway; adenylate cyclase-modulating G protein-coupled receptor signaling pathway. Gene Ontology annotation, molecular function: G protein-coupled peptide receptor activity; peptide hormone binding; vasoactive intestinal polypeptide receptor activity. Bases 116 to 1018 code for a protein of 300 amino acids.
GGAAGCAAGCUGUCAUUCACUUCCGUUUUUGUCUCGCCAGGAUACGUUCUACGACACUGUGAAGACCGGCUACACCAUUGGGCACAGCUUGUCUCUCAUUGCUCUGACAGCCGCCAUGAUUGUCCUGUGCAUUUUCAGGAAGCUGCACUGCACCAGGAAUCACAUCCACAUGCACCUCUUCAUGUCCUUCAUCAUGAGAGCCAUCGCCGUCUUCGUCAAGGACAUCAUGCUCUUUGAGAGUGGCGAGUCCGACCACUGUUCCUCCAGCUCAGUGGGCUGCAAGGCGGCCAUGGUCUUCUUCCAGUACUGCAUCAUGGCCAACUUCUUUUGGCUCCUGGUUGAAGGCUUGUACCUUCACACGCUUCUGGUCAUCUCCUUCUUUUCGGAGAAGAAGUACUUCUGGUGGUACAUCCUGAUUGGCUGGGGUGCACCAAUGGUGUUUAUCUCUGCCUGGACCCUCGCUAGGAUCUACUAUGAUGAUGUCGGUUGCUGGGAUUUAAUCGAAUCUCACUACUGGUGGAUCAUCAAGACUCCCAUUUUGGUUUCUAUAUUGAUAAAUUUCUUCCUCUUCAUUUGUAUAAUCCGGAUCCUGGUACAGAAACUUCACUCUCCGGACGUUGGGCGAAAUGAAACAAGCCAGUAUUGGAGACUCGCAAAAUCCACCCUGCUGCUGAUCCCUCUCUUUGGAAUCCACUACGCCAUGUUUGCCUUCUUCCCUGACAUGGCAAAGAAAGAGGUGAGGGAAGUGAAGCUCGUCUUUGAAUUGGUGUUGGGAUCAUUUCAGGGCUUUGUAGUGGCCAUCUUGUAUUGCUUCCUCAAUGGAGAGGUUCAAGGUGAGCUGAAGCGCAAGUGGCGCAGGUGGCACAUGGAGAGGUUCCUGGGCUCCGACAUGAAGUAUCACCACCCAUCCUUGGGCAGCAACGGCACCAACUUUAGCACCCAAAUCUCCAUGUUGACCAAGUGCAGCCCCAAAACCCGCCGAUGCUCCAGCUUCCAGGCCGACUUGUCUCUGGUUUGAGACCCAGAAGCAGACGACCCAAGGACAAACAGCUGGCAGGGAACUCAUGGAAGAUAGGACCAACCAUGGCUUUGGAUUAAAGAUGAAAAGUGU